AUGGGCGAGGAGGAGCAGCAGUAUGUGGAGCAGCUCCGUGGCGUCUUUGACAGUUUCGACUUGAGCGGUGCUGGAUCGCUGUCCCAGGACGAGCUGUGGGAGCUGUGUGAGUCUCUGCAGCUCCAGGAGGCUGCACCUGCCCUGCUCCAGACUCUACUGCUGAGCCAGGACACCCCCAAUGCAAGGGUCGGCUUUGAACAGUUCAAAAAUGCACUUAUUCUCGUCUUGUCUUCAAACCUGGAGGAGCCACGGAUCGAACAGGUGCCGUCGCCAAAACCAGCCUCUCCGGAGAUCCAGCCCAAGUUCGUGAAGGGCAGUAAACGCUACGGGCGCAGGUCCACUCCAGAGUUCUUCGUCUCAGAUCUGUGCGAGUCCGGUCUCAAUCCAGAACCGGACCGGGACGAGAACUACGAGUCUGUUGUCCCCUGUAAACGAGAGCGCUGGAUCGCUCACGAGACCAGCACAGGAGAGGAGUAUGAAGCCGAAGGUCAGCUGCACUUGUGGAACCCAGACGAACCAGGGACUCCGCGGGUGUCUGUGGUCUCUCUGUCCGAGCGGCUGGAGCAGAGGGUGCAGGACGUCUGUGAGGAGCUGUGUCUGCCCUGGGACAAGCCGGCAACCUACGACGACCUCCUCGCUCUGAGCCAGCGACUGGGGAUGGAGAUCUCCGGUGAAGCACUGCAGACUCUAAACAGUGAUGAAGAGAUGAGUGUCCAAGAUUUUGUCUCCAGAGUUUUGAGCCUCAACAAGCCUCCCACUCCCUCAGCCUCUACCCCCUACAGGCAGCUCAAGAGAAUGCACUCCACGCAGCCGUUUGAUGAGGUGGGCCGUAGAAUAGCCACUCCCUCUGCACUCAGUGGCACCAUCGGCCUCAAGCUAUUCUCCACUUUAGAUGACGGGACCGGUUUCUCUCCGGUAGAACACAUCCUGGACUCGUGGCUGGAGGAGGGCAUAGAGAACAGCACUGAGAUUCUGCAGGCCUUAAAUUUCAGUCUGGAGGGGAAGCUGAGCCUCAGUGACCUCACCGCCGCUCUCGAGGCCGAGCUGCUGGAGAAUAAGAACGGCAUCCUGCAGGCGGCGCUAGCGAGUUUCAGAGCAGAGAUCAGACACCUGCUAACGUGUGUGGACCGAGAACUCCGGGAAAAAGAGAAAAUCCAGUCGGACCUAGAGAAAGCCGAGAGACUCAAAGCUCAACUGGCCACAGAGGUGGACGAGCAUCACUCUGUCAUUGAGCACAUGAAUAAACUCAAUCUUAGAGUUGGUGAUGUCAGCUGCAGCCCUCAAACCACGGGAGAGUCCCAGAUUACCCUCCACCUGCCACGAGCGCGUGCGUUAAACGUGCGGACAAAUCCAACAGUAGAUGCGCCGAAAAUAGGCGAUGGCUGGUGCUUUGUGUGCUCGCUGUUCCAUCCUCACUUUGUGACCAAAACCCGGCCUCCAGAGCUCCCAAACCCGCCCCCUGCAGACAGCCAACCGGAACCACAACAAAGCAGCUGCAGAAUACAAUCAUCACAUUUGGUUUGA
Molecule: messenger RNA, 1524 nt
Organism: Knipowitschia caucasica
Lineage: Eukaryota; Metazoa; Chordata; Actinopteri; Gobiiformes; Gobiidae
Source: the annotation of a GenBank genome assembly